AUGACCCUGUUACCUACAUCUCCAAAGGGCUACAGAAGCCCGAAGGAUGAGGAGCUUGGGGGAAACGAGAGCAGUGAGAUGUCCUCCGAGGACUCCGAUUCCUCCGAGUCGUCCCAGUCGACGGUCUGCCGCCGAAUGGAUGAUGAAAAGGGAUCGGACACUGAAGACGACUACGCGCGGUUGCUGCGCACCCGGCUCUGGCGGCGAGAGGUCAUCGAGCGGAACAUCAAAUUCGGUGCUGCAAUCAUCCUUAUUGAGAACAUUUGCUUGUCCGUCCAAACCCUGGGCGCCAUCAUCAAAAAGCAGCCUUGGGCGAGCUACGUCCCGUAUCUCAUCACCUACGCGGUGGAAUGGCCGGUCUUGUUGUUCGUGAUCAAAUCCCCCAGGCUUUGGCUGUAUUUGACGAUCCUGGGAUUUGACGCGAUCACCUCCCUGAUCGCUGCUGAUCCGAUGACCAUCUCCGAUAGGCCCAUCGAAGACCAGAAAGGUUAUGCGAUUCUUUAUUUCAACAUGAUUUACAUCUUGAUGUCCGUCCCCGCCUUAGAUUGA
Messenger RNA from Durusdinium trenchii, 549 nucleotides. The record is from the annotation of a GenBank genome assembly. Lineage: Eukaryota; Dinophyceae; Suessiales; Symbiodiniaceae.